Molecule: messenger RNA, 4285 nt
Organism: Triticum aestivum (bread wheat)
Lineage: Eukaryota; Viridiplantae; Streptophyta; Magnoliopsida; Poales; Poaceae
Product: putative lysozyme-like protein
Exons: 2
Coding region: 764-1822 (352 amino acids)
Source: RefSeq, a predicted model, not a curated record
UUCAUAUGAAGCAAAUAAAAGGCAUGCAGUUCUUUACGAUUUGAGCUGCCACCCCUCCGGCCUGCCCGGCGGCGGCACACUGCUCUGCCAGCCGCCCCUGAGCCCACGCGGCUUGCCGGAUCAUGCGCCUCCCCAGAGUGCCACCCACGCUAACCUGAGAUCCGCCUCUGCAGGACGUGAUGGCCAGAUCGCCGGAAGCCCCUACCCCGACCCCAAGGUUGCUGGCAGCGUCAACCCCGACGGCGAGGUCACCGUCACCCCCAACCUUGACGCCCAGGUCAGCAGAAGGUACAUUUGAUUGCUGGUACAUUUGUUGUCUGAAGGCCCAAAGUUUUCAAAUCUAAGUGAAACCAAAGCCUUGUGAUUUAUCCAACUGAAGAUCCAAAGCUUGUAGUUAAAAUGAUAGUUAGGUGGUACAAGGACCGGCUGUUAAACAUACAUGUGCCAACAUGUGUCACGGCGCAGCAUUGCUUGGCAGCCAAGGCUUUGGAGUAGUUAGGAGAUCUCUAGUUGUUAGCAUAGUUAUCAUUUAACUUGAUAUUCUCCUUAUCUCUCCAUGUAAUCUAUCUGGUUGUUAACAACUGAAACUUGUAUGCCUCUGCGAGAGCCGGCCUCGCCUCAAUCAAUAUAUACCACGCGGGCUCCCAUGUUGGGGGUUGAGACGCUUCUACAAAUUCUACAUGGUAUACAGAGCAGGCCUCUUCCAUAGCAUCUAGCUCAUCCUUCUCCAUCCUCUUCAUCCUCAACCCAUCACGCCGCAGCCAUGUCCUCCUCCACCGCAAUCACCUCCUCUGGCCUCAACUACAACACAUCAGAACCUCUCAGCCGGACGAACUACGUUCUCUGGCGAGCCCAGGCGCGAUCCCAGAUACUGGGCGCCGGCCUGUUUGGCUACAUAGAUCAAACCAUAAAGGAGCCUCCCAAAACAAUCACUAGCAAAGAUAAAGAUGGUAAGGAACAGGUAGUUCCCAAUCCUGCCCAUAAUCCCUGGUUAGUUCAAGAUCAGCAAAUCGUAGCAUAUCUCCUUCGUAAUCUGUCCAAGGAGGUGUUGGUCCAAGUGGCUUCGCUUGAAUCAUCUCAUGCAAUCUGGACGGCAUUAGCAAACAUGUUCUCUGCAGUCUCCCUGUCUCGCGUGAACAACAUCAGAUCUGCCCUCACGAAUGCCCAGAAGGGAUCUCAAUCUGCUUCCACCUACUUCGGGCAGAUGCGCGCCCUCUCUGACGAGCUUGCGGCGGCGGGCAAGCCGCUUGGGGAGGGAGAGCUCAUCUCCUUCAUCGUCGCCGGGCUUGACAUGGAGUAUCAACCGAUCAUCUCUGCACUCGACGUCCGCACCGAGCCCAUCACCGUCGACGCGCUCUUCUCCAUGGUGGCAAACUUCGAUCAGCGCGUUGAGAUGUUCAAUGGCGCCGGUGGCUUCAAGUCAUCGGCCAACACAGCCUCCAGAGGUCGCUCGGGCGGAGGCAAAGGCGGCUAUCGGAACCAGAAGAACGGCGGCCGUGGCGGGGGUUAUCCUGGCGGCGGUGGCCAAAACCCUAGCGGCGGCUAUCCUGGCGCUGGCGGCGGCGCUUACAACAUGGAGGUGGCGGCGGCUACAACAACCACGGCAACAGCAGUGGCCACCGUGGCGGUGGCGGCGGGGGCUACUACAACAACAACGGCCCCCCUCGCCACUACUACAACAACAAUCAAGGCGCUCGCUUCAUGGGGUACGAGGAGUAUGAAAACAAAUGCCAAAUCUGUAAAAAAACUAACCAUAUCGCAAAAGAAUGCAAGUGGUGCUAUGCAGAGGACAAUUCCAGAAGGAGGCGUGUUGCAACCGUAGCAGAUGCCUCAUACGGAGUGGACUCAAACUGGUAUCUUGACUCUGGCUCAAAUGAGAACAUCACCUCUGAGCUUGAGAAGAUGACCAUGCACGAGAAGUACCAAGGCCAAGAUCAAGUCCACACUGCUGAAAACGGUCCAGGUAUGAUGAUAAGUCAUGUUGGCAAGUCUAUUAUUCAAACCCCACAUCGUGAUAUUCGUGUAGAUGAUGUUCUGCAUAUUCCUAAUGCAUCAAAAAAUCUUCUGUCAGUUCAUCGUAUUACUCUUGACAAUGGUGUCUUCAUAGAGUUUCAUCCCUUCUUCUUUUUGAUCAAGGAUCAGGUCACGAGGAGGGUGCUUUAUCGCGGUAGAUGUGUGCAAGGUCUCUAUCCGUUGAUCCCCACAAUUUCCAAGUUCAAUAAGCAAGCAUAUGGAGCUUUCAAGGUGUCCUCAGAACGAUGGCAUAAUCGUUUAGGCCACCCAUCUUUUUCCGUUGUUUAUCAAAUUCUUAGCAAAAAUAAGCUCGCAUUUGUUGACGAGCAUGAUCAUGAAACUAUUUGUGACUCUUGCCAAAGAGCAAAAAGCCACCAGUUGCCAUAUCCUAUUUCCAAUAGUGUUUCAACAAAACCCUUGCAACUUGUGUUUUCUGAUGUAUGGGGACCGGCCCCCUCCUCUGUCGGUCGGCACACCUAUUACGUGAGUUUCAUCGAUGACUUUAGCAAGUAUACAUGGAUAUACCUCCUUAAGAAAUGCUCCGAUGUUUUCCAAGUCUUUCUUAACUUUCAAGCUCUUGUCGAACGACAAUUCAAUUGCAAAAUACUUGCCAUGCAAUCAGAUUGGGGAGGGGAAUACGAGAAACUUAACUCCUUUUUCCAACGGAUAGGGAUUUCUCAUCAUGUUUCUUGCCCUCACGCUCACCAACAAAAUGGUUCAGCGGAGCGCAAGCAUAGACACAUUGUCGAUGUUGGUCUUUCCCUCCUUGCCGGAGCAUCCAUGCCACUCAAGUUCUGGGAUGAGGCGUUCCUCACCGCGGUGCACCUCAUAAAUAUUUUACCUAGCCGUGUCAUCAACUUUGAGACACCCACUGAACGUCUACUUCAUAUCAAGCCCGAGUAUUCUCAUCUUCGUGUGUUUGGUUGCGCAUGUUGGCCCAACCUUCGUCCCUAUAAUAAUAGGAAACUUAUGUUUCGAUCAACACAAUGUGUCUUCAUAGGCUACAGUGCACAACAUAAAGGUGUCAAGUGUCUUGAUGUAGCCACGGGACGCGUGUAUAUCUCCCGAGAUGUUGUCUUUGAUGAAACGGUGUUUCCUUUUGCUAAACUCCAUCCAAAUGCUGGCGCUUUGCUUCGCAAAGAAAUUCUUCUGUUGCCCUCUACCUUGACCGGCGUUGAUCAUGGGGGAGAGAAUAAUAGUACUAACCAACUUGCCUCUAAUCAUCAUAUUAUGCCUGAGAUUACUGCUGCAGAUUUGAAUUCAGAAGAAGAAGGAAAUUGCAGCUCAAAUAGGCGUGAUUUCAUGUGCCCCCUGACUGGCGACAUGAACGCACAUCGAGGAGGAUCCGCCCCAAUAUCCUCUCCGGGAUCCGGGCGCACAGCACCUGGUCGCGCCUCGGGGCCCGAGUGCCUCGAGCGGGCGUGUGAUCAGGACAACGACGGCGUUGCCCCGCACCAACCGCCUGACGACGCGUGGCGGACAGAUUCUCGCGCGCCCGAUCCCGCCUCACCUGGUUGGUCCGCGCCGGCUUCGCCAGGGCCCGCCACUACGCCAGGGCCCGCCGCUUCAUCACCGAGGCGGUCGCCCACAGGCGCGACACAAUCCCCCUCGGGAUCUGAGUCGCCAGCACCUGAGGCAGAUUCGACCGGUGGAUCUCCUGCGGCUCCAUCUCCUGUGGUUCCUCCUGUGACGCCGCGCACCAGGCUACAGAAGGGAAUCACCACUCGGUUAAAUUACAAAAAUUUCUCAAAAAUUGGUAUGUCCUGCACAACUGGUGAACCCAACAGUUUAAUGAUAGCACUUGGUGAUCCUAGGUGGAAGGCGGCCAUGGAAGAUGAAAUCACGGCGUUGCGUAAAAAUAAAACAUGGCACCUAGUGCCUCCUCGACCAGGCAGAAAUCUGAUUGAUUGUAAGUGGGUCUAUCGAAUCAAGAAGAAGUCUGAUGGUACCAUAGACAGAUACAAGGCAAGACUUGUAGCCAAGGGCUUCAAGCAAAGGUAUGGAAUAGAUUAUGAGGACACGUUCAGUCCUGUUGUUAAAGCUGCAACAAUCCGUCUUGUGUUAUCAAUAGCUGUGUCCAGGGGUUGGAGUCUGAGGCAGCUAGAUGUUCAGAACGCGUUUCUUCAUGGUGUUCUGGAAGAGGAAGUGUACAUGAAACAGCCUCCUGGGUUUGAAGAUAAAGAUGCACCAUCCUAUGUCUGCAAGCUUGAUAAGGCCUUGUAUGGGUUGAAGCAGGCACCCAGGGCAUGGUAUUCACGGUUAAGUAUGAAAC